ACUAGCAACAUAAACAGUUGUUCCCAGGGAGCUAACGUCUAACGGUAGGAGGUAAGCUAACCCUGCUCCGGUUUAAACGGCACUUGUUUUUUUAAUAUUCACGGUUAUCUGAAAGCACAAAACCCCUGAGAUGUGAGAUGCAAUGGCGGUAAUGAGUCGUACGUCGGACUUGGCGAUAGUUUUUGAGACCGGAGCAUCAUGUCGAGGACGGAAAACAAGUGAAACAUGGAGAGCUGUCCCGCUCACUCUGGACUGAAAACAUGGGAGCAAGCGCUUCGGUGUCGCUCUGUAACGACCCAUCUUCAGUGAGUAUCCUGAGAUCCACUGCUAAGGUCAGCCCAGAGCCCGUUACUCCCACCCUGGUUUCAGAGCCUGAACUGGCCACCAGGUGCGUGUUUGGUGUUACCUUGGAAACACUGAGGGAAGCCGGGCAGAUGGUUGGAGGAAUACCCUUUGUGCUAAGAGACAUGGUUGAGUUCCUGGAUAAGAAUGGAAUCGAGCACAGAGGUCUGUUCCGUCUGUGUGGCUCAGUGGUGCGUACCAGACAGCUGAGGCAGCGAUGGGACAGCGGAGAGAGGGUGGACCUGGAGCACGAGCAAGAUGUCCCCACUGUUGCCUCACUGCUUAAACUCUUCUUCCGGGAGCUGCCCACCCCCAUAAUUCCCGAACCAGAGCGGAAACAGCUGGUCCUGAGCCUCAGAGGAUAUGCGGAUGAAGCAGAGAUGAACCAGUCUCUGAGAGAAAAUCUUUGCCACCUCCCUGCUGACAACCACAUUAUUUUGUCUUACCUCAUCCACUUCCUGUCCAGAGUCGCCUCACACAGCCAAUCAAAUCACAUGCCUGUGGAAAAUCUGGCAACCAUCUUUGGGCCUUGUAUAUUCCAUGUUGCAGCAGGACCCAGGAUGCUGGAGGAGCAGAGUGUGUGCAAUGCCCUGUUGCUCCAUCUUCUUAUGCAUCAGGACGUUCUUCUUCCAGCCGCAGCUGAGGACACAGUGGCCUCCUCCAUCGCCUCCUCCUCACCCCCUCCUCCUACUCUUUCUGCUCUUUCACACUUUGAGGUCCGACCCAACAGCUGUUGCUCGGAGCGGAGUAGUGUGGAAAGAUUGGAUGGAGAGACCACCUCAUUCUCAGUGACGUGUGCUUUUAACCAAAUCAAUAAUCAAUCACAACCCAACAGUCCUGACACCCUGGUGCAGGGCUGUGAAACAAUCUCUGACGUCAGCACUGACAUUCAGAAGCUGAUUCCAGACCAGAAGGCUGUGGAGGAGAGCGGUGCAUGUACAGAGACAGGCUGCGUGCUGUCCUGCCCUGCUGACCCGGGGUCAGAGCAACACGAGCACCAGAGCAGACCAUCUCAAAGCAUCCAGGGAGAACCAGCGGAGUUGGAGUGUACCACACGAGGGCUAUUUUCAAAUUACAAGAAGCCACUCUGUACCUCCAUGUCGCAGGAGAAAGAGGAGGAACAAGUAGAAGAGGUAGAGAAAAGAAGACCUUCCUCAUCCACUGAGGACAACAGUUCAACGGCUUCCACAGAUACAGCGAAUGGAUCACAGCGUAAAACCCAAAGACCGACGGAGAGCGUGCCGUGCUGCACGGAGUACCAGACAGAAGACAGAACCACAAUGCCCGAGUGGAAGGGGAGAAGAGGAGGAGGAGGAGGAGGAGGAGGAGGAGGAUGUGGUGGUUCUCAUGACAGACACAAUGAUUGCAGAGGCAGGAACAACAGCCAUGACAGCCCUUCUCUCAAGCUACAAGCCCUGGAGGGUGACUUGGGAUCCCUGCCACCAACGGGAGACCCCGAAGCUCAGGAUAACCUACCUGCCCAGCAGCAGCAGCCUCUUUCUACUGAAGAGCAGAGUCUGACCCACAAGCUGCUCCUCCACCUGCCACCCUCGCCACCAGCUCAGGAUCAGCAGACGCUCGAGUCAUCACAAGCUGUUGACACUCCGUCCCCUCAUUCAUCAGCAUCCAGUCCCGUCCUCUCCACUGCCUACCUUCUCUCCGAGAGGAUUUCAGGAAACGACACCCUGCCGAGCCCACCGGGCACUCACACCAGCCCACUCCUCUCCCGUUUUACCAUGAGCGACUGCCCUGUUCCCUCGCCGCGCUGCCCUAACCUCACUCACAGCCUGCGCUACAACCUAGACCCUGAUGCAGCCCCAUCUCCACCGUGCUCACAGCCCAUACGCAUGGCUCGCAGCAGUGUUCAUACAGAGCCAGACGAGGGCUCUGUGUCCAUCUCAAUGCUCAACAGACACAUUCACACCCUGAGGAAGAGGAUCAGGCGUUUUGAGGAGCGUUUUGAACAGGAGAAGCACUAUAAGCCAGCCCACAAUGACAAGACAGCACAUCCAGAGGUGGCCAGACUGAUGAAGGAGCUCAUCAAGAGUCGCAAACAGCUUAAAGAGCUGAAGCUGAGACAAUCAGAAGAAGGUGUUCUGAGAGGACAGGGAGGCUCCAACCCAUCAGCUGAAACAUGCAGGACCAACACAGACCAGAGGGAGGCAGCACUAACGGGGACUGAACUGCAGCAACUUAACAACAACAGCAACUCCAAGCCAAAUGUGGAGGAAACGGUCAACGUUAUAACCAACAGACUGAAGGAAAGACGACGAGAGCUGGGCCUGCCUGACAACAUCAAGGAGAUGUCCCAUUUCCAGAUGACGAUGGAGAAGACCAGCCUGCAGAAGUGUUUGCUCUAUUUUGAGGGUCUGCACGGACGACCGAGUACCAGGCAGGAGCGGACUCUGAUGAAACCUUUCUACGAUCGGUACCGCCUUGUUAAGCAGCUGCUGCUUUCCUCCGCUUCUGCAAAGGUCAUUCCGACCAUUGAGGAAGAGGACGGCUCCGAUGAAGAGCAUCCCAAACAGCGGAGCCCCAGGCCGCAGCCUCUCUGGGUGAAGUCUCCCAGGUGUUUGUCUUCAGAUGAGUCGCUGCAUCUACCUUCUCUGGAAAUGUCUGAAACACCUCUGGUGUCCCCGCUGGAGGAGGUGAAGAGUUUUCAGCCGCAGAUCGUCACCAUGGCAACACUACAUGAAGCUUCCAGACAGGAAUUACUGGAUCACCUCAGGAUGGCACGAUCAGAGAAACGCAGGCUUCACCAGGCGCUCCGAGAGUUUGAGGAGCAUUUCUACACACAGACCGGCAGGACUUGUCAGAAGGAGGACCGUGGACCAAUGGCGGAGGAAUACUGCCAGUAUAAGAACCUCAAAGCAAAGCUCCGUCUACUAGAGGCCCUGCUCAGUAAACAGCAAGACUCAACCAAGACCAGUUGAGUUAACUCACAGUGGGACUUUUGUCUUAGUUAACAAUCGUUUUUUUGGAAAAUCCGAUUGUGAAGCCGGUGGGCCUGGUCUUGUUUCAUGCCAUGCUCAUUGAAGUUGAUGCACUUUACAUGAAGAAAACUGAUGGAUCUUGGUGGCAAUCUGAGUUAAACUGCAGAGUUUUUAUAGUCCCCAAAAACACAUCCCUUGUCAUUUAUGACUUAUCCUAAUAUACACUUGAUGUAGCAAAUGUAUCUAAUGUAGCACUAAUUUAUGUCAAGGAUGAGGAGCUGUAACAACUUUAUGUUAGUUACAUUAGUAAAGAUUACUGUACAUAUAUUAUGGCACUUUGUUACUCGCUUUUCUAUCGGUGCCAAAAUACAACUCUUGCACAGCUUUGUCCAUAGUUAAUGUGGAAACUGCAUUUUUAAAAAGUGCUAUCUUGGCAAAGAAAUGUGUAAGCUUAAAUGCAGUCAAUGAGACAAUCCUGUAGUUUUUGUGCAUGUCAGUUUUUUUUUUUUAGUCCUACAUUGUGCUAUGAUAGGUAUUAAGAAUUUCAUAAUUGAUCAUCGCCUUGGAAAAAAGUGUGAACGCUGGCAUCGUAGUGCAAGUUAUAUCUGCUGUCAAAUUUGCGUUUAUCCCCCCUGUUUGACCUGUAUGAAGUUAAUGCAGUUGUUGACAAUGAUCAGAGCUUUUGACAUUGUGCACUUCUGGUUUAUAUAAUUUUCUAUAUAUAUAGAUAUGAAUGUAUCAAUAAAAAUAAAUAUUUUUUCACA
This is a messenger RNA of Larimichthys crocea (large yellow croaker), 4039 nucleotides long. Its product is annotated as protein FAM13A. The transcript has 21 exons. The coding region runs from base 261 to 3275 and encodes 1004 amino acids. Gene Ontology annotation, biological process: signal transduction. The record is from RefSeq and is a predicted model, not a curated record. Lineage: Eukaryota; Metazoa; Chordata; Actinopteri; Sciaenidae.